GCGACUAUCGCAACAACCAUUCCCGAACACCGAAUAUACUCAUCACAUUGCAUAACUGCGGCCCGGUUCAAACCUCGCCAUGAACCGCCUCUUCGGAGCAAAGAGCACGGCGCCGAAGCCAACGCUUAACAGCGCCAUUUCCAACGUUGAUACACGGAUAGAAAGUCUCGAUGUCAAGCUCGCCAAACUCAACGCAGAGCUCGGGGCCUACCAGCAGAAGCUCGCAAAGAUGCGCGACGGCCCCGGCAAGACCGCCAUCAAGCAAAAAGCCCUCAAAGUGCUCCAACAGCGCAAGAUGUACGAAUCACAACGCGACCAGCUUCAGUCACAAUCCUGGAAUAUGGAACAGGCCGGCAUGAUGCAGGACAACCUCAAAAACACAAUGACCACCAUCGACGCCAUGAAGACGACGACUAAGGAGCUGCGCAAGCAAUAUGGCAAGGUCAAUAUCGACAAGAUCGAGAAGCUGCAGGACGAGAUGGCGGAUCUUAUGGAUAUGGGAAACGAUAUACAAGAUGCGAUAAGUCGAAGCUACGAUGUGCCUGAGGAUGUAGACGAGUCGGAAACUGGAUGCCGAGCUGGAGGCGCUUGGCGAUGAAGUCGAGUUCGAUGGCAUCGGCGAGUCGUCAGGCGUACCCAACUUCAUGCUCGACGACGCCGCGCCGCCGCAAUUCAUCGAUGAGCCGCCGGAGACUGGCAAGGUCAAGGAGGCUGCGGGUUGAUGAGACAGCCAAUCCGCGUUCAAUACAUCUACCGUGAUGUUGCGCCCGAGUCGUCAUAUAGGACCUGACGCAACAAUCAUCAGCAGAGACCUAGCCAUCCGCUUCACCGUAGCGCUCGCCAGCUCGCAACCAUCAUCCGCCCCGGACACAAUUCCAACAGGAAAGGCACCUCCGCAACGGAGCAAAAAGUGCCCCGCUCUUACAUCCAGCAGCUUCAAACAACCCGCGAGAGCGAGCAGUAUGGCAAGUUAAUCUUGCUCUCAAUCCACACCAAGUCUUCAAAUGUAUCCAAAACACUGUUCAUCUCAUCC
Parastagonospora nodorum SN15 is the source of this 1033-nucleotide messenger RNA. RefSeq lists its product as hypothetical. NCBI's taxonomy places the organism in Eukaryota, Fungi, Ascomycota, Dothideomycetes, Pleosporales, Phaeosphaeriaceae. Gene Ontology annotation, cellular component: multivesicular body. Bases 80 to 598 code for a protein of 172 amino acids. The transcript has 2 exons. Gene Ontology annotation, biological process: vesicle budding from membrane; late endosome to vacuole transport via multivesicular body sorting pathway. The record is from RefSeq and is a predicted model, not a curated record.